Molecule: messenger RNA, 4033 nt
Organism: Cyprinodon variegatus (sheepshead minnow)
Lineage: Eukaryota; Metazoa; Chordata; Actinopteri; Cyprinodontiformes; Cyprinodontidae
Gene: coq8b
Product: aarF domain-containing protein kinase 4-like
Exons: 15
Coding region: 120-2015 (631 amino acids)
Biological process (GO): ubiquinone biosynthetic process
Cellular component (GO): extrinsic component of mitochondrial inner membrane
Molecular function (GO): kinase activity
Source: RefSeq, a predicted model, not a curated record
UAGGUCAACCUCUGAACGUUUUACUUCCUGGUGUUGUGUGUCGUUGUAAAACAGACCUCAUAGAGCUGCUGAAAGGGCAACUACCGAGAAAAGACUGGAUAACGAUAAUAUUCAAUAAAAUGAUGAUGUCAGAGGUCCUGCAGGUCCUGCGUGGGGCUGGUAAAGUGGGUUCUGCCCUUAUCACGACCCAAGGGGAGCAGCUCAGAUUGAUGGCCUGCACCUCUUCAGUGGGAGCAGGAGUCAAAGCUGCUCAGGAUGUAGCCGAAGGGCUGGUGGCCACCUUUAUGGGCAGCACCAAUGAGUCUAUAAAAGAGGACGUCUUUCCGGACGCAGAGGGCUGGGAGAAUGUGGAUCCGGACGAGGCAGCCAAAUGGGCUGUGGGAUCCGAGUUCCCGCCUGGAACUGCAGAGCAAAGCCCAGGAGGAGCAGGACCAACUGCAGGGAUGCACACAGGCUCUGCUCAAGGUGGGACAGGCUGGCCAGGACAGAACGCCCGCUUUCUGCACACCGUCCACAGCCGUCAGCUCUUCUACUGCCAGAGCAGGUCUAUCCAUGACACAGUUGUGGCCAAACUGACUCCAGAGGACAUAAAGAAAGCCAGGGAGGCUAAGCAGGCCAUGGUUAAACCAGUCAGACAGAAGCUGAGUGAGCGUGCCAAAGAGAGGAAGGUUCCUUCCACCAGAAUCAGCCGCCUCGUUAAUUUUGGUGGACUGGCAGUUGGUCUGGGUAUUGGUGCCAUUGCAGAGGUGGCCAAACAGUCUCUAGGAGGGAAACAAAAAGGAGACGUAAGUGCCCUGAUGGACUCGCCCUUCCUGUCGGAGGCCAACGCUGAGAGAAUCGUCAACACGCUGUGUAAGGUCCGGGGAGCCGCUCUGAAGAUCGGCCAGAUGCUGAGCAUACAAGACAACUCCUUCAUUAACCCUCAGCUGCAGAAGAUAUUUGAGAGAGUCCGGCAGAGCGCAGACUUCAUGCCCGCGUGGCAAAUGAACAAAGUCCUGGAGGAGGAACUCGGCCCCGGAUGGAGGGAGAAGCUCUCAUCGUUUGAAGACAAGCCGUUUGCUGCGGCGUCAAUUGGACAGGUGCAUCAUGGGGUGCUGAAGGACGGAAGAGAGAUUGCUAUGAAGAUCCAGUACCCUGGAGUAGCAGAGAGCAUCCAAAGCGACAUAGACAACCUGAUGUCGGUGCUGAGGAUGAGCGUAGCGCUUCCAGAAGGUCUGUUUGCAGACAGCAGCUUGGAGGUUCUGCAGAGAGAACUGGGCUGGGAGUGCGACUAUAAGAGGGAAGCCGAGUGCGCCAAGAAGUUCCGGUCUCUGGUGGAGGGGGACCCAUUUUUCCAGGUCCCAGAAGUGAUCGACGAGUUGUCGGCACGCAGGGUGCUGUCCAUGGAGCUGGUGCACGGAGUUCCUUUGGAUCGCUGCGUAGACCUGGAUCAGGAAACCAGAAACCAGAUCUGUUACAACAUCCUGCAGUUGUGUCUGAGGGAGCUGUUUGAGUUCCGGUUCAUGCAGACCGACCCAAACUGGUCCAACUUCUUCUACAACUCUGAAACCAACAAGGUCAUCCUAUUGGACUUUGGAGCAUGCAGAAGCUACCCAGAAACGUUCACAGAUGACUACAUACAGGUGGUUUAUGCAGCUUCUGUGGGCGAUCGGGACACUGUCCUCUCCAAAUCCAAGGACCUGAAGUUCCUGACAGGCUUUGAGACCAAGGCCUUUAAGGAUGCCCACGUUGAGGCCGUGAUGAUCCUCGGCGAAGCCUUCGCCUCCGCAGAGCCGUUCGACUUCGGCACUCAGAGCACCACACAGCGCAUCCAGAACCUCGUCCCCGUCAUGCUGCGCCAUCGCCUCACUCCUCCCCCAGAGGAGACCUACUCCCUCCAUCGCAAGAUGGCCGGCUCCUUCCUGAUCUGCUCCAAACUGAAGGCCAACAUCCCCUGCAAAGACAUGUUCCUGGACGUCUACAACGCCUACAUGCAGAGGAGGCAGGCCGAGAGGACGGUGCAAGCCAGCGCCUAGACAAGCUGAGGGACACUUCUAACCGUCCUAGGUCUAAGUAUGGAGUAUGGAGGAAGCAGAGGUGAGAAGAAAAAAUAAUGAGGCCAGAGAGCUGGACUGGUCUGUCAUCUGUGAAGGUGCGAGUCAAGCAGAGAUGCUGCUGUAGAGACAAUAAUAUUUAAAAACUGUCUUAUUUUUCUGCUACUGGAGGGAAAAAAAAGGUGGUGGUGAUUAAUAUCACUGAUCAAACCUUUUUUUUUUUCAGUUUUGUCUAAGCAGAAACACUGACACAAGUUCUUUGAAGGAUAUGUAUGCCUUUGUCAUGGCUUGAUGAGAAAAGAAGCCAAUUUAAAAUCCCUGGACUGCAAGGUCAGUCAUAUUUCAGAAGAGAAGCUAAAUCCUACCUGCAGAGGACGUCUGAUGCUGCCGAGUGCUUCCCUUUGCUGGAGGAUGAGUCUGAACAAAGCUUUCACCUAAAUGUGACGCUCACCAGACUAGAUGAGCAGAUUAUGGAGGAAUUAGACAGUCUAAUGGAACCAUGCAGAAUAAUGGCCUUGCAUAUUAAAGUGUACUUGGAUUAAAACUCCUCUGUGCUUAUUUUAAACUCAUCAGCACCACCGUGUCUGAAAAUAAUGUAUUGUUUCCUCGCAUACACGCUUUUGUAUAAAUAAAAUGUACGAUUUUUAGUGUCUCUAUUUAGGUGUUGCCUUUUUUUUUUGAUGCUGGGCUCUGAUUAAAAGCCAAGGUUUUUCCCUUCUUUCCAGAUUGAUCUUUCCAUUUGGGCUCUUAGACCGAUCUGUGGAGGCGUCACUAACUGAAGGCCGUGUUUGACCUCACUCUUUUCCUGCAGCCGUCUUGUAUCGACAUGCAGGGAUGAUUACAGGCUUAGAUACUUAAGCCUUUAGAUAAUGGAGGCAUCUAAUGUGUUAGGGGAGCUUUUUUAAGGAAAUCCUGCCAGUUUACCGUCCAAUCAAACCAUUUUAAACUGUUAGAAAUAAUACUGGGAGGUAUUAUUGCUGCUCUGGAAGUCAGGAGCUUGGAUCUGGAAACCUCAAACCAAAGUGUUCUAGUCAUUUUUGUGUUGCAGAAAUAUUGGCAAUUGAAAUGUUUUCAAUUUUAAUAAAGCAUGCUGUCAUUUUAUGACCGCUUAUAGGAAAUGGAAAAUAAGAAAGUCAGUUUUAAAAAAAAUCUCUGGGAAGGAGAAAAUGAGUAAACUCUGGAUUGGUUCUCAAUUAAAAUGGCUAAUUUACAUGAAGGUACGGAAGCCCUGAAGGGAAAUUAGACAAAAAAUAAAUAAAUCAAGAUUAAACACUUACAUUUUUUAUUUUUUAUUUUUUUUUUCCCACCAAGGCAAGUGGAAAAAACAAUUUUAGGGCUAAUUUCUGUAAUUGUUUUUGUAAUACUUUGUUUUACCACUAGAGGCACUAAGGUAAUAACACAAACCUUCUCCAAAUGAACUCGGAGGCCUGGUUUCUGAUAAUCAAUUUCCCAAUUUCUUAAUUAGAUUUUUGCAAAGUGAAAUAAAAUACAGUGAAGGUACAGACACUUUUUAAAUACGUGGUUAUCAUAUUGACCUUGUGUAUUUAUAAAGUAACGUAGAACUAAAUGGAUAUUAUCUGUCGGACUGUAUUUCCCAAAUAACUUUAAGCCUUUACUGAGCGCAGGUUUUAUCAUAACUUGUCACAAUGAAUUAGACAUGGGUGUAAGAAAUCAUGUGGGAACACUUUGAAUAUGAAUGCUUUGAUGAAUAUAUGUACGUAUUAGUUAAUUCCUUUAUAUUUCAGCUAUAACAGCUAAAUAAAGUCACUGGAAAAACCUAAACGGUUUUUGAUAAACUGGGAAACAACACUAGAUCUCUUAGUCUAUUUUGUUUUAUAACUACCUGAAAUGUUUGCAGCAACUAGUUUUCCAUAAGAUGCUGCUUAAAGCAAUGCUAAUUUACUUUCAGUUUUGGUUGAUUUUGGCUCCCCCCAGUGGACAAAAGCUGUGUUUUGCUUGAAGGAAGACAACAUUUCCCACGAGGAAGAGCCCAUAGGCCG